CUCACUUGUUCUUAGUCCUCGCAGCUUACCGCAACAGUUCUCUCCGACUAGCAUUUCAGUUGAUCUCCGUCUUGGCGUGGCGAGAGAGGUUGUUACUUGAGUCUAAGCAACCAGACGCACUUCCACUUCGAAUUUCAUCAUCUAUAUUCUCCCCCGCGAUGGCAGACUCGUUCUCUACGCCCUGGAUCAAGGUUUCUGAACCCCAUCCCCACGUAUACCUCAUUGAAUUGCAGAGGAAACCCGCCAAUGCCUUCUCGGAGGAGUUCUGGGUAUCCUACGGGAAGGUCUUCGACGAUCUGCGCACUUCGCCAAAAGCAGACGUGCGAUGUGCCAUCCUCUCCUCGGGGCUAGACAGGAUAUUCACCGCUGGCCUCGACAUCAAAUCCGCGGGCAACAUCCUCGCCACCGACGGCCACGCUGACCCCGCUCGCGCCGCCCAUUACCUACACGACCACAUCCGCGCCUUCCAGGCCGCCAUCCGGGCCCCAGAGCGCUGCCACUUCCCGGUCAUCGCCGCCAUGCACGGCCACGUCAUCGGCCUCGGCGUCGACAUGUCCUCAAUGUGCGAUGUGCGAUACGCGGCGGCGGAUGCGCGCUUGAGCAUCAAGGAAGUCGAUAUAGGGCUCGCCGCGGAUAUUGGGACCCUUGCGUAUUUGCCAAAGAUCGCGGGUAAUCAAUCCCUUGCGCGCGAGCUCGCCUUCAGCGGUCGGACGUUUUCUGCGCAGGAAGCCCAGCAGCUCAAUUUUGUGUCGCGCAUCGUACCCGGCAGUCGAGCCGAGGUGAUAAUUGCUGCGCUUGAUUUAGCGAAGGCGAUAGCUGCCAAAUCGCCCAUCGCGGUGGCCGGCACAAAGCGCCUGCUCAACCACGCUCGCGACAAUUCCGUCGACGCCAGCCUGGAUUACACGGUCAUCUGGAACAGCGCGAUGCUGCAGACCAAAGAUAUCCCGGACAGCCUGACGGCCAGGCAGGAGAAGCGCGCGCCACAAUUUGCGCCGCUGAACAAGGCGAAGAUGUAGAACAAUAAAGUCGUCCGUAACCUAUGUCGAUAUGUCACGGCGCUCGAUUUGAAUACCUAUGGGCUCGCA
Schizophyllum commune H4-8 is the source of this 1085-nucleotide messenger RNA. RefSeq names its product ClpP/crotonase. Gene Ontology annotation, cellular component: mitochondrion. The transcript is spliced from 10 exons. The record is from RefSeq and is a predicted model, not a curated record. Bases 159 to 1016 code for a protein of 285 amino acids. Gene Ontology annotation, molecular function: delta(3,5)-delta(2,4)-dienoyl-CoA isomerase activity. NCBI's taxonomy places the organism in Eukaryota, Fungi, Basidiomycota, Agaricomycetes, Agaricales, Schizophyllaceae.